AUGAGGAGAGUAAGACUCGGGAUACGCCUGGUCCAGUGUGGAGUGGCGGCAGCAGCAACAGCAAGAGGCGUGGAGUGGUGCCUCACGGCGGAGCUGUACUACGUGCGUGAGGGCGUGGUCAACGACUAUGCCAUGAACUGGCGCGUGCCCGUGGCCGCCAACGUGCACCGCCUCUACUUCACCUGGCAGGCCCUCACCAAGAAGCCCGUGCUGUACAACAUGGCCAUCUGGACCAACGAGACGGAGCCGCCCGGACCCUCCCCCAUGGCCCCGCCCUCAGUCAAUGUCUCCCUCACCGGCACCGUGCCCCAGGAGCCCCUCACCUUCAGACUGGACCUGCCCUGCCUCGGCCUGCGCAAUGCCGAGGUCGACGUCAUCCUCAACAUCAACGUGACGUCACCGAGGCCCCGCCAGCCGCCCACCGUCCUUUACUUCAAGCGGCGCAAGAUCUGCCUCGAGGGUCAGUCAGCUGAGACCUACGCCCCUCACUUAGGUCCGCCAGGGGAGAGGGGCGGCGAGGUGUCCAUGCCUGUGGCCUACUACGUGGUGCCCUCCCUCGCCGGCCUCACCCUCGUCCUCACUAUCAUCGUCAUCGUCGUCUACAUAAGUAGGAGGAAGAUCAAGAGGAACCGCGACCUCAGGAUUCUUGACGUGAAUGACCUCGGCGUGAAGGCUCGGCCCAUGACCAACUCCACCCUGCUGCGCGCCGCCACGCCCAACAACAACACCUACACGCUUCCCUCCUCCAUCACCAUCAACUCCUACGCCUCCCUCAGGAAACUCACCACCCCCAUCACGCCCCUCACCCCCCUCACCCCCGACCACGCCCACAACCAAGUUUCCACCACAGUUUCCCUCACCCAGUGCAGCAGGGAGAGCGGCAGCAGGGACGCCUGUGACGCCAGCAGGGACAGUGGCAGCAGAGACACCUGUCAGUCCUCGAGUUCCCUGAGCAGGUCGGAGGUGAUCGUUGACCCGUCCGCCGCAGAGCUUCAGGAGAGGUUCAGACAGAUGGAGGUUGAGAGGCAAAGGGUUCGUCUGACUGCCGUGGCUCAUGAGGGUUCCUUCGGGAGGGUGUUUCGAGGGUGGAUACAGCGUGACCGGCCGGAGCAAGACCAGCAGGUGCUUAUCAAGACAGUGACGGAGGGCGCCCCGCACGACGAGGUUGUGGCGCUCUACCGGGAGGGGACGCACCUCUUCAACCUCUACCACAGAAACGUCCUCACUAUGGUCGGCAUCUCCUUCGCGGACAACAGUUCUCCCUUCCUCAUCUAUCCCUUCCACGGGUACCAGAACCUCAAACAGUACUUGCAAGAGCACCGCGGCGGACACCUGCGUGCGGCAGAGUUGGUGGAGCUGGCAGUGCAGGCCGCCCACGGACUGGCCUUCCUCCACACGGCCAAUGUCCUGCACGGGGACGUUGCCGCCAGAAACUGUGUGGUGAGCGAAAAAUUGCAGCUCCGGAUCACUGACGCCGCCCUCUCCCGAGAUCUCUUCCCUUCGGAUUACGAAUCGGCCGGAGCUGAGCUGGCCAGGCCCAUCAAGUGGAUGGCCUACGAGGUCAUCACGGACCGAGUCAUAUCUACUUCCAGCGACGUGUGGUCCUACGGCGUGUUGCUGUGGGAGCUGACGACCCUGGCGCAGCAGCCCUACGUGGAGGUGGCGGCGUGCGAGAUGGCCGAGUACCUGCGUGACGGGUACCGCCUCGCUCAGCCCCUCAACUGCCCCGACGACCUGUACAAGGUGAUGGCCUUCUGCUGGGCCAUCCAUCCCCACGACCGGCCACACGCCAAGCUCAUCCUCGACUACCUGGCCGCCUUCCACCAACAGCUCAACAGCUUCAUAUGAUAUACGGAGAAAGGGGGAGGAGGAGGGGGGAAGGGACACACGAACUCGUCCACAAAUAAGAAAAAGAAGAAGAAGGACGCGAAGAAUGAUGAUAACAAAAAGAAAUCUAAGAAUGGUGAAGAUAAAGACAAAAAAAUAGAAAAGGUGAAAUUUGCUAAGUAGAAACACUGAAAAGGAGACGCUAGAAAGGAGAUAAAACAUGAAAAUAAACAUUUUUAGGUAACAAAAUACUUCCAUACAAAAACAAUGUGACAAGAAGCGAGGAACCUCCGGGCGGAAUGCUCCUCCGUUUUCAGCUGGUGCCGAGUGUCCUUGUCGGCGGCGAAAAGUGAACCUCGAGGCCGAUGGUGACAUGGAGAGUGAGGGACAAGCCUUCCAUGUGGAAGAUAAGGAAAGCGGCGGGUGAGCGCAGUCCCCCGUCCCUGCCUGACCUUCGGGGCGGGCGGGCGGCUCCGGCCAGCCAGCGUAGCCGAGUGUGUUCAUAGCCGUAGCUUUUCUAUGUCCUUUUCCCUAGAGAUUAUCUUUUGUAGGCACAUUGUGUAUGCACUUGACUAGUUUCGUGCUGCACUAGUAACGUGCACUUGACGUCCAGCAGGUGCACACAACGGGAGGUGUUAGUGCAGGAGUGAGCACAGCCGCCGUGAACACGUGUGCAUGAAUCACUGUGUGCGCGUGUUGGUGUGGAAACACGCGUUGUGGUGUGUGCACAUGACCUUGUAUUCGCCCACCGGGACAAUGGACGCAUUAUUAGGUGCAGCCCCUCGCGGCAGCCCUUGGAGGUGUGCACGCGUGCACCACAGCAGACUCAAGCUAUUCACUAGUCAUAAAGUUUUUGUACUGGUCAGGCCCCGGUGACCCCCCUAUCCUCCUUGUAAAAUGUUUGCUUGUGUGCUUGACCCCCGCUCAGUGUUUCGAGUCCUUUUUAUAUAACGCAGUGUGAGCCAGUAAACCGAGUCAUGAGUGAGUCUUUGAACUUCUUAGCGUAAGGCCUACCUUAUAUUUUCUUGGCACUUCGACCUUCUUCAACUAUGGGUCCUUCGGGGCCGGUGGACGUUCAUUUGUUUCCCCUUCGAUGUUGUUGAUGUGAGACCGACAGCCAGUUGGUUAGUGUUACAAUAAGGCAUUUUUGUACCUCUUGUCCAGUGCAAGGUCUUGAUGUGAUAUUCCUACGCCGAUGGAUUCCUACAUUAGGGGUCAGCGUCGGGUGCCGGCGGUGAUCAGAGGCAUUGUGGCUCCUUACCCUGGCAGGCGCGUGGCUCUGCGCUCCUCGUCUUACUCCGCGGUGGUUAUGGCGCACUUCUUUACGUCAGUUUUGGCACUACACUGUUAUGGCGCCUCAUCGCACUCGCUAAUUAUAAUUCAGCUUAGAGUAAACAGGCUAGAAUGAUCACUACAUUAUUACUUUAUAUUAAUGAUAACAUUUUUAUUCUAUUUAUCAAUUUAUUAUUAUUAUUCUUUUUAUUACAGUAACAUGGUAUAAGUAGCCUGUUGAGUCGUGGAGUGAGUAUGUGCUUCGGACAGGUGAACGAGUAACCAGAAACAAAUUUACUCUUCUAAACACCAGGGAAAAGAAGGAGAGUCUCGUUCUUCAGCCCUGCGAGGCGUGCAUGUUUACAGAGACUCGAAUAUCUUGGUGUCACGUUCCAGCAUUUCAACACUAAGUCAAUUUCUGCUCUCCGGAAUACAAAAGUUCGCCAUAACCACCAAGCUAUAUACAUCUCAGUUUAUUUUCUUUGUUUCAGUAUGUUAUUUGCCUAGUCUCUGGGUUGCCACAUGGUCCUUAGCGCAGGCCACGACGGAGCCACUCAAGUCUUCGAUAACGUCCAAGGAAAUCCUGUCCAAACGCUCCUCAGUGAGACAAGAUUCAAAAGUAACCAGAGUUGUGCGAGAGUAAAAAUCAAUGUGGCCGUGUGUGUGUGUGUGGGUGUGGGUGUGGGUGAGAGAGAGAGAGAGAGAGAGAGAGAGAGAGAGAGAGAGAGAGAGAGAGAGAGAGAGAGAGAGAGAGAGAGAGAGAGAGAGAGAGAGACACUGUCCACAUCAUCCGCCAGACUCCCAUCCUCCUUACAACUCAAGUCAACGUUUCUGUCUGUUCUGGUAACGCUAGUCAUGCCGCUUGCCUCUGGUAGCCGAGUGAUCAUCCCACAACUCACGCGCCUGCACUGUGCCGGGCGGGGCGGACUCAACGCCACGGUGCUGGAGAGGCGAGUGUUGCAGUGCUGGGGAAGGUGGUAGUACACAAGCGAGUCCAUUUAGCAAUUUCAGCGAGUCUAGAGGGAACUGUUUGCUCCCGAUUGUGUAUAUAUGUGUGUGUUAUAUUGUACAUUUACUGUAUAUAUAAAUAUCUACAUUUGUAUAGUAUAUGUGAGUCACAAGUGAAUAAAAAACGUGCAAAAACUAUA
Eriocheir sinensis (Chinese mitten crab) is the source of this 4247-nucleotide messenger RNA. Its product is annotated as tyrosine-protein kinase Dnt-like. Bases 1 to 1848 code for a protein of 615 amino acids. Gene Ontology annotation, cellular component: signaling receptor complex. Gene Ontology annotation, biological process: axonogenesis; positive regulation of kinase activity; protein phosphorylation. NCBI's taxonomy places the organism in Eukaryota, Metazoa, Arthropoda, Malacostraca, Decapoda, Varunidae. Gene Ontology annotation, molecular function: protein kinase activity; ATP binding. The record is from RefSeq and is a predicted model, not a curated record. The transcript has 10 exons.